Molecule: messenger RNA, 822 nt
Organism: Aspergillus chevalieri
Lineage: Eukaryota; Fungi; Ascomycota; Eurotiomycetes; Eurotiales; Aspergillaceae
Product: SDR family NAD(P)-dependent oxidoreductase
Exons: 3
Coding region: 1-822 (273 amino acids)
Molecular function (GO): oxidoreductase activity
Source: RefSeq, a predicted model, not a curated record
AUGGACAUUACCGGAAACGCUUUUGUCGUUGGCGGAGGGGGCGGGAUCGGCAAGGCCUGCGCGCUGGCUUUUGCCAAAGAAGGCGCUGCUGCAGUCGUGGUUGCAGACCUUGAUGCAAAGAAGGCAGUCGAGGUUGCCGCCGAGUGCCAGGCGUUGGCGCCUUCGGCUGAGUUUCGUGCCAUUGGGGUAAAGAUCGACAUCACGCAGGAGGACUCGGUCAAGACUGCAACCGAGAAGGUGGUACAGGUAUUUGGUCGCAUCGAUUAUUGCGUGAACUGCGCCGGGAUUGGGGUUCAACAAGGGACCGACAUUGCAACGUUGUCAUUGGCUGAUUUUAGGCGCUUCCUCGACGUCAAUACGACCGGCAUGUUCCUGGUGACUAGAGAAGCAUCUGUAGCAAUGCGUGCUCAGGAGUCCAGACUCGUCUCAUCCGAGUCGCCCAAACGAGGAACCACACGCGGCGCGAUUGUUAAUCUCGCCUCGGUCAUGUCUGUCGUUGCGGCGCCCGAAGUCAUCCCCUAUACAGCGUCCAAGCAUGCAGUUCUGGGUCUGACAAAGAAUGCAGCCCUGGAUAAUGUGUCGCAUGGUAUCCGGGUAAAUUGCGUCUGCCCUUCGUGGGUCGACACCCCCAUGGUACAACAGGCAGAGGAGGGUGUCCAGGGUCUUACAGAGUUUAUCCAAUCUGUAGUGCCCAUGGGACGGAUCGCUACCCCAGAAGAAAUUGCUGACACUGUCAUCUUCUUGGCCAGCCCCAGAUCUAGUUAUGUGACUGGUUGUGGUUUCAUCGUGGACGGCGGCACCACGCUAACUGCCAUGAGGUAG